CAGACUUGAGGUGUCGUGAGUGACAGAGGACGUACUGAUUCCACGAACCAGCCAUCUGCUCAACAUGCAGCCUACGAGGUAUCUUCUCAAGCGCUCCGUGUGGAAGGGUCCCAACAUUGUACCUCUCCCCAUCGUGCGCCCACAACCCGGAAAGCGAACCCCCCCCAUUAGGACGCAGGCCCGUUCAGCAACCAUCCUGCCCAACUUCGUCGGCCUCAGGUUCCAUGUCUACAACGGCAAAGACUACCAUGAAGUAACCAUCACCGAAGAGAUGGUCGGCCAUAAACUCGGCGAGUUCUCACCGACGAGGAAGCCUUUCAUCUGGUCGAGGGCCUAAAUCACUUGGGGGAGUUUACACAUACACUACAAUGGCGUCCAUGGGUAUAUGCGAAAAAUCAGGCCAGCUCGGCAUGUUGUACAAUGCUACUAAUGUGUAUCAUAUUAAAAGGCUAGCUCCGUUCUUAUUUCACAUGUUUUGCCC
Sodiomyces alkalinus F11 is the source of this 481-nucleotide messenger RNA. RefSeq names its product mitochondrial ribosomal protein s19-like protein. NCBI's taxonomy places the organism in Eukaryota, Fungi, Ascomycota, Sordariomycetes, Glomerellales, Plectosphaerellaceae. Gene Ontology annotation, biological process: translation; ribosomal small subunit assembly. The record is from RefSeq and is a predicted model, not a curated record. The transcript has 4 exons. Bases 65 to 337 code for a protein of 90 amino acids. Gene Ontology annotation, cellular component: ribosome; cytosolic small ribosomal subunit. Gene Ontology annotation, molecular function: structural constituent of ribosome; RNA binding.